This is a messenger RNA of Drosophila serrata, 2151 nucleotides long. It is a transcript of the gene c(2)M, whose product is annotated as crossover suppressor on 2 of Manheim. The record is from RefSeq and is a predicted model, not a curated record. Gene Ontology annotation, molecular function: protein binding. Lineage: Eukaryota; Metazoa; Arthropoda; Insecta; Diptera; Drosophilidae.
CCAAAAGUACCGUUGGAUCAGGCUCCCAUUGUUUUUUCCGCGCCAAUUUUAGCUUAUUGGCAAAAUUGCAUUUGUUUUACAAUAAACAUUGAUCUACCCAAUUAUGAGUAGGAAUUAAGUGCUUAUAUGAUUAGCUAACAUGCAGGAUCGUAUGCUUGAUUUGGAUCAAUAUGAGGAUAACCUCUUGCACAGCUGCUGGAAAGUUGGAGCCUGCCGUUCCCGGACAGCCGUUUUGUCUUCAUUCAGUAGAAAUGAAAUUGCCGCAGUGGAUAUUGUGGCCUGUUGCAAACAAAUCACAUCCUUGGUCGAGGAAAAGGCAUCAGAGCUGCAACUUUCGUAUUCGGUGGCCCCAAGACACCAACAUUACCAUUUCAAGAGCUUUGGGCAAUUGACUUGCGGUCUCACCAAUAUAUAUAGUCGUCAGGUGAACAUACUCUUGGAGGACACCAAACAUUUGCUGGAUCAAAUAAAAGGCAACACAUUUGACUUGGUUUUAACAACCAAGAAAUCUUUGAUACGAACCAAUCGCAAGCGGAAGCGAGUAAUCACGAAGGAGAGGAGACUGACGAUCUCCAAACGUCUCAGACUUGAUGAAUCCGAUCUUCUCAAUAAAUCAGUGCAGCAACACUAUGCAAAUUUGCUAGCCGAGAGUCAGGUGUGGCAGUCUGAAUCCACUCAGCAGCUUGAGGACAGGAGGUGAUCCAUUGAACUACCUCGAAAUUAUACCCAAUCAAAUUCAUAUCAUGCUCUUACCAUAACCGAGGAAUUCGAAAUUCACGAGAAUCCGUCAGAUAUUUAUGCAUCCGAUGGCUUUGGGGACUGUGAUCAUCCGGAUUUAACGUUUUUUCAAUCUCUUUAUCGACGAGAUUCCGUAAAACGACGUUUGACAAGAUGCGUUUCAACUGACAUUUUACCAGCGAAAAUGCCCAGAUUGGAUGUUGAUAUAUGUCAACUAAACACUUCCCUGGCUGACAGCAUUGAUAUAGAUACAGAAAGUAUAACUUACAUAGUAUGCGAGCCAUCGCUUCCAUUUGACCUCUAUAAUUCUCCAUCGAGGAGAAUGUCCAGUGCUGACAAUGCUAUUGAGGCAACGGAUAGCGUUGAAACAGCUCUAACGACUACAGUACAAAAAUCACGCAAAAAGAAGCUAAUAAUCGACAAAAGCAUUGAAUAUUCUCGAGAUAUGCUGAAGAAACAACAAUGUCGAUAUUUAGCUAAACUAAGAGAAACAGUUGUGAUUCCACCGCCUUCCGUGCGGCUCAGAACCCCGGAGAACCUUUUAUUUAAAUUGAAUAAGCAAAUUUCAAUAUUUCCAGAUACUAUUAGAAAUAAUUCCGUUACUUUAAGCAAAGAAGAAAAGGAAAUGCUAUCUGAGGUUACCUUAAGAAGCAUAUUCGGCGUUGAAUUUACUGAAGAUCUAGUCAAGGAGAUUUUUGUUCCACUUAAAAGCCGAAAAAUUAAAGAAAAAAAUAUUGUUUAUCAGCCCGUUGUUCCAGAGGAUCAGGAUCACUUAAUCGUAACUCCUCCCUUGCUUCCAGUCAUUGAAAGCAAUAAUAAUAUUAAACAUACUAUAAGCUAUGAAGAUAAUCAUUUUGAUGCUUACUCCGUGAUGAUGGAUUUAAUAAUGAUUUGGCGUAAUAAUCCCGAAAUCCAAGGAAUUGAUGCUAAUAACUAUAUCCAAAUGUUUCCAGAUCGUAUUAAGGCAUCGCUAGCCUUUAAUUUUUUGUUGUAUCUGAUCCGGGACAGCUUUAUAAAGAUCUCCAAAAAGCCAAACUCCAUUGAAAUGGACAAAAUAGAGCUUGGCCCAGCGUCUAAUGAGCUCAUUGAAAGUCUUUCACAAGAGAUUUUCUAAAUUAAUUAAAUUAAUCAGUCUGAUAGAGACUAUAAAUCAUUGUUUUUGGUCAUUUGUUACAUAUCUACUAACUUUCAUCGUUAGGUUAAAGUUACUUUUUAGUGUUCCCAUCUCAAUGUCCAUAUAUUCAUUUAAAAACUCUUGUACAUUUCAUUGUUACUAUUACGUUAUCAUAGAUAUAUAAUUCAUUAACAUUUUGGGUAAUUCUCUAAACCGUACUUGUUGUCCUUCGUUACACAAUCUCAUUCUCUCUGUGACAACACCAAAAAUAUAAUAAACAAGUUACAAAACAAAAGGAA